UUGUCUGUCUUUGUAGUACCACUAGGCAACAGUGAGUGCAUCACUGGAAACGUGGAAGUGCGCAGGAGCUGAGCAGGGAAAUCGAAGAGAAAGAAGGAUCUGAGCAGCACACAAAAAAAGAGAGCAUCUGGUGGAUCUCUGCCGCUGAACCAUGAGAAUCCAUUCGAUAUUUCUCUAAGAGAGGGGAAAGGGUGCCCGAAAAGAGCCUGACAAUCAGCGUCGAUGCGCGCAGCCGAAAAUGACGACAGUGGGACAGUGAUUUUCUUCCUCCAGCUCGUCGUUUUUUACUGCCAUGUGCUUGGAUGCAAUUUAUCUCCUAUGUAUACAGAUCACAAAGGGAGGACUGGAAACCGACUAAUCUCCAACGCAGCCGCAAGUGCGCACAGAGAGGACUCGUCCUGGGAAGCGUUUCCAGUGAAUAAUUACGCAGAAAUAUUUGUGUUCCACAGACCGCUGAAGGAUUUUGAAGUUUCCCAUGAAAACUUACUCUGUGAGUACAGUUUUGAACAGGUCGAUAUAGCCCCAACCUUCACGGGCGAUGAGUAAUCCACGACGCAGCAACUGAUAAACCUAAAACCUGGACUGCGACUGGCGCGUUUGGAUACCUUAUCCUGUGCGUCGCUUCUUCUUUUUAUUUUUCAUAUGGCUUCUAUCUUCGGGCUUUGUCAACUAAUCGUACAUUAUUGAUAUUUCAUGGCUGUAGAGUGUAGCAACAGUAGUGUGUGGCGAAAGAGGACAGUGCAAGACUAACUGGGGGCGAAGACAUCGCACUUUUAACGCCUAACAAGAGACAUUGCGCACGGACACCAACGACUGCAGCAAGUACAAGCCAGACUUUUUUUUAAAUUGUUUUAAAAAAAAACAUUGAAUCCUUUGUUAUUUCUUUCGCUUGCUGUCAUCGUAGUAUGUCUGCACUUCGAAAGAAAUUUGGGGACGAUUAUCAGGUAGUGACCACCUCAUCUAGCGGGUCUGGAUUCAAUCAGCCUCCCCCAGAGAAAAAGAAGAAGCGGCAGCGGUUCGUGGACAAGAACGGGCGAUGUAACGUCCAGCAUGGGAACCUGGGUGGUGAAACCAGCAGAUACCUCUCAGACUUAUUCACAACACUAGUAGAUUUGAAAUGGCGCUGGAAUCUAUUUAUUUUCAUCCUCACCUACACAGUCGCUUGGCUCUUCAUGGCCUCCAUGUGGUGGUUCAUCGCGUACAUCAGAGGAGACCUCAACAAAGCCCACAAUGAUAAGUACACUCCAUGUGUGGCCAACGUCUAUAACUUUCCCUCAGCCUUCCUGUUCUUCAUAGAGACCGAGGCCACGAUAGGAUAUGGCUAUAGAUACAUUACGGACAAAUGCCCCGAGGGGAUCAUUCUCUUUCUGUUCCAGUCGAUCCUCGGAUCGAUCGUCGAUGCAUUUUUGAUCGGCUGCAUGUUCAUUAAGAUGUCUCAGCCCAAGAAACGGGCCGAGACCCUGAUGUUCAGUGAGCAUGCGGCGAUUUCUAUGCGAGAUGGGAAACUCACUCUCAUGUUCAGGGUCGGCAACCUGCGUAACAGCCAUAUGGUCUCUGCACAGAUCCGCUGCAAAUUGCUCAAAUCUCGCCAGACGCCUGAAGGCGAGUUUCUUCCACUGGAUCAGUUAGAGUUGGACGUAGGCUUCAGCACCGGGGCAGACCAGCUCUUUCUCGUCUCACCACUCACGAUCUGCCAUGUGAUUGACACCAAAAGCCCCUUCUACGACCUCUCCCAGAGGUCCAUGCAAACAGAGCAGUUUGAAAUUGUGGUGAUAUUAGAAGGAAUAGUAGAGACCACAGGGAUGACCUGCCAAGCGAGGACGUCAUACACCGAGGACGAGGUUCUGUGGGGACACCGCUUCUUCCCGGUCAUCUCCUUGGAGGAGGGUUUCUUUAAGGUGGACUACUCUCAGUUUCACGCCACAUUCGAGGUGCCCACCCCCCCUUACAGCGUGAAGGAGCAGGAGGAGGCCCUGCUCCUCUCCUCGCCCCUCAUGGCGCCGUCUCUCUGCAACAGCGGGGAGAAGAACAGCUCUCUGGACUGUCUGGAGACCCUGGAGGACAAUGACAGCACCACCAAGCUGCCUACCAAGCUCCAGAAGAUCACAGGGCGGGACGGUCUGCCCAAGAAGCUGCUGAGGAUGAGCUCCACCACCUCAGAGAUGACUUACAGCUUUGGAGACCUGCCCAUGAAGUUGCAGCGAAUCAGCUCCGUUCCUGGUGUCUCUGAUGAUAAGCAGGCUGGUAAGGCGGCCAAGAUCAGCACAGAGCCCAUCAGUAAGUCGGUGGCAGACUUACCCCCCAAGCUGCAGCGGUUGGCAGGGGGAGGAGGGGGCCGGAUGGACGGACACCUGCCGCCUAAACUUAGAAAGAUGAAUUCAGAUCGCUUUACAUAAAGCAGGCAACAUAUUUUAACUUAUGCCAUCUACUUUUAUUUCCCUACCUGAAGUCCUUGUACAAUUCCUAAUUUAUUAAUGGACAAUAUUCUUAUAUUUAAAGAAAUGUAGAAUAUGUGCACAAAUACCUUAUAUAAAGUAGGGUGAUGGAAUUAAGCACAUUUGUUCCUGGAUGUAAGUGUACAUGCUAUGAUGAAAGACCUCUGAUUCUUUUUUCUUUUCUUUUUUUUUUUUUUACUUUUCUUUUUUAGGAUGAUGUACAAUUAGCACAAUCUGGCAUGUAAGAAACAGCGCAUGUAGAACAGAAUCUCAAUAAUUUCUGGCAUGACAUUUAUUGAUAUAUUAUUUUACAAAAAGAAUUUCAUUAGUGAAUUUACAGACAGUGGAAAAAUUGCACAAAGCCAUAUGAUUUACAACAUGGAAAACCGACAUUACAUGGUUCUAAUUUGUGGUGACGAAAGGCACAUACAUUUGUUUUGAGUUGAUUGCUUUUGUUGUUUAAUGUAAAAUCGUGGCAAUGUUACGUUGAUUGCAUGCUCCUCUUAUUGACUUAGCUAUACAAAGGUAAUAGACAAAGAUGUUUAGCCUUAACUAUAUUACCUUGUUUCCAUUUUCAUGUUUGUUCACAACUGUAUUUUUGGUAUUUCAUAUAUAGACUAUUUUACCAUGUGCGAUUUUAUGACUUUAUUAGGUGAUCAAAUACAGAAUAUGUUGCUAGAUGAUGCAUUUUAUACAUUCAGAAAUGCAUCGUUAGCAUCAUAUGUCCUAUCUGAACUGGGCACAAUGCUAUGCGACUUUCACUUGCUUAUUGAAGUAACACUUAAGUUGAAAGAUUCAACGCUUGUACUUGAUAAGCACAAAACAAUCGUUAUAUAAUACCCUGUGAUAUUAGAAAGCAUUUAUGGGCAUUUUGUCUUAAAUUAACUGCUUAGAGCAGUAGUUUAGUACUGUGCAAUCAUUUUGUUUCAUUAUAUAACAAAACACAAUUUGCAGUAGGCCUUUGUGGUCGUAUAAGACACUCCAUUACAAUUUCAACUUAGGUGUUACUGGUUAGAUUUGGUGGGCCUGUAAGAAAACCAUAACCUUUGUUUUAAGGGCCCAUAAUAUCCCUCCUCUGUGAUGAAAGCAAUAAUAUUAUAAUGACUAUAAUCUUUAUAUAGCCACAGGGUCUACCACAGCCCCAUACUCAUUCUGUUUACUGAAUCCAUGCCAUGAAAUCUGGUUUUCUCUAAAUGCAUCUAAGACAUUGUAUGAUACCCAAUUUCUUCAGGAAUAAAGAUCUAACGUAACUGUU
Molecule: messenger RNA, 3690 nt
Organism: Acanthochromis polyacanthus (spiny chromis)
Lineage: Eukaryota; Metazoa; Chordata; Actinopteri; Pomacentridae
Gene: kcnj3a
Product: potassium inwardly rectifying channel subfamily J member 3a
Exons: 3
Coding region: 906-2396 (496 amino acids)
Biological process (GO): potassium ion import across plasma membrane; regulation of monoatomic ion transmembrane transport
Cellular component (GO): plasma membrane
Molecular function (GO): G-protein activated inward rectifier potassium channel activity
Source: RefSeq, a predicted model, not a curated record